GUUCAGUUGCCCAACGAAGAUACACAAUUUGAUGCAAGUCACUAUGACAGUGAACGAGGAGAGUUUGGCGGGUUUGGGUCUGUAUCAGGCAAGAUCGAUCUGACGAUCAAGAUUAACCAUGAAGGCGAAGUGAACAGAGCCCGGUACAUGCCACAGAAACCCUCGGUCAUCGCCACAAAGACUCCGUCAUCUGAUGUCCUCGUCUUCGACUACACCAAACACCCUUCCAAGCCCGAUCCUAGUGGAACGUGCAAUCCCGAACUGCGUCUGAAAGGUCACCAGAAAGAAGGGUAUGGUCUUUCAUGGAAUCCGAAUAAGCCUGGCUAUUUGUUAAGUAGCUCGGAUGAUCAUACAAUCUGCUUGUGGGAUGUGGAGGCUUCACCCAAGGAGCAAAAGACGCUUGAUGCCAAGAACAUAUAUUCGGCACACACAGCAGUGGUUGAGGAUGUGGCAUGGCACUUGCUUCAUGACAGCUUGUUUGGCUCUGUUGCCGAUGAUCAGAAGCUGAUGAUAUGGGAUGUGAGGAGCUCGAACACUUCGAAGGCUAGUCAAGUAUUCCAGGCCCAUUCUGCAGAGGUAAACUGCUUGGCGUUUAAUGCUUUCAGCGAGUACAUUCUUGCGACGGGCUCGGCAGACAAGACCGUAGCACUCUGGGACCUGCGUAACCUAAAACAGAAGCUGCAUUCGUUUGUUUCUCACAAGGAUGAGAUCUUCCAGGUGCAAUGGUCACCUCAUAACGAGACGAUACUUGCAUCAAGUGGAACGGAUCGCCGUCUGCAUGUCUGGGAUCUAAGCAAAAUUGGCGAGGAACAAACUCCAGAAGACUCUGAAGAUGGCCCUCCAGAGCUUUUGUUUGUUCAUGGCGGCCACACUGCCAAGAUCUCCGACUUCUCAUGGAACCCUAGCGAGGAAUGGGUGAUCUGCAGUGUUUCUGAGGACAACAUUCUGCAAGUGUGGCAGAUGGCGUCAAACAUCUACAAUGAUGAGGAACAUGAAACACCAGCACAGGAGCUGGAGCCUGCCAGGAUGCAAGAAUGAGAAGAGCAGGUGUGUGAUGCACUUAGCCGCUUGCAUCAAAUAACCACUGGUGCAUUGGGUUUUACCUGCGCGUGUACGGCCAUGCAACGAUGGGCGUCUGCCACUGUAUCGGUCUCACGCCAUGCAUUUUCUUCCAACUCCUAAGCUCUGCCGUGUGAUUGUGUCAACUGGCAUUUGAGUUAGCGUCGGCUGCUCCUGCUUGUUCCGCCCCGGCGUAUUCCUCCUUCCCUUUCUGAUGGCUUGCUAUUGCUAGUGCUUGGUGUCCUGGUUAGUGGAGGUCGGUCUGCCGACAACCUUUUGAACAUUAUGGGUAGACCUGUGUGCGAAUGGCACUCUAUAGCCUGUCUUUUCCAAACUGUCUGAUAACCUGGCUUUGUUCAACUGUUCAAGCACACCAUUUCAUGUUAUUACCACUGUAGCAUCUACCGGCUUUUGAUAUCUCGUUCCUUGACUGUUCGCCGUCCCACGCAGUGGUUCUUCUUGGUCCAGUCAGUUUUGUCUUGACUUUCAGCCCACGUGUUUACCACAGUAGCUUUCUCUUCUAUCUGUGUGUGCGUGCUGGGACUAGCUGGACAUCGAUAUGCAUGUGUUAUUGCUGCUGCUGCUGCUGAUGGAGCUGUGCGUGGUUGUUAAGUUACGUUGUCUUCUUCUUCUUUUCAUUAGUCCUGUGGUUGUUAGUUACGUUGUCUUUUUUUCAUCAGUCCUGCCAGCCGAUGCUAUGCUGGCAGCCGUGUUCUUAUGGCAUACCGGAAUUACCCCUUGCCUGCCUUACAUGCUUUAAUACCUGCAUGCUCCUUUGCUCAUUGGUUCGCUCUUGCUGCUUUCAAGUUGCUCUGCGAUGGCAGACCGCACUUCGACAUGUGCCACUGGCAAACUAACUUGAUUCGAACCACAAACAGACAUCUGCUCUGAUCAAGAAGUCCUGAAAGCAGAGUGAUCCACAAACAGA
Molecule: messenger RNA, 1987 nt
Organism: Sycon ciliatum
Lineage: Eukaryota; Metazoa; Porifera; Calcarea; Leucosolenida; Sycettidae
Product: chromatin assembly factor 1 p55 subunit-like
Exons: 15
Coding region: 148-1038 (296 amino acids)
Biological process (GO): chromatin remodeling; regulation of DNA-templated transcription
Cellular component (GO): nucleus; NuRD complex; ESC/E(Z) complex
Molecular function (GO): nucleosome binding; histone binding
Source: RefSeq, a predicted model, not a curated record